CAAGGGCAAGUAAUGUACAUAAAAUAAGAAAAAAUUAAGUCAAAUGACAUCAAGUCUUUAAAAAAGUGCUAAUCAAUUGUAAACUUUUCGUAAAAAUUUAGUAGAACAAAAAGGAAAAAAUUAUAAUCAAAUAAUAAAGGUUUAUUUAUGCAGUUUAAGUAUUGGGAAGACAAGCAUCUUCAACAAGGUUCAAAAGAAAUGUCAAAAAUCAACGAAUUAAGCGAAGACCAGACACUUACUGGCAGCUUUGAAGACAAGCCAAUCUUUAAGUCAAUUUUCACAAUAACUCCUGUGUUUGACAAUACUGAAAAUGCCAAUCCUGCUAAAAUAGAUGAAAUAUUGACUAAAGUUGCUGAGAAGAUUGAAUCAAAUCAAGUGAAAAUUGUUGAAAAUAUUAAAUCAACUAGUUCAAAUGACUUUAAUAUCCAAGGAUUUUCGUAUGAAGUCAACAUCAAACUGAAUAAUUCUAGGGAAGAGUUGCACGAUUUAACUCAUUUUGAGUCAAUUGAGACUUUAAAUGGCAGAAAAGAUUGUGGAGAGAAAUUCAAAAUUGCACCUUCAACAAACAUAAAAUUACCAGACAAUUACCCAAAGCCAUCAAAACCAGCAAAAAAGAUGACAAAGCCAAAAAAUAAGAAGAGCAAAUGCCAAAAAGUGUGCACAUGCUGUUGUUUUAUUAUGUCCUGUAUUUUAUAGGAUCAAAUUCUAAUCUGAGAUUACUAGAAUAGCUUAAAACUUAACAUCAGACGCGCAGCUGGGUAUUGAUAGGGAAUUGAGUGACAAAUCCUCCUACAUUGACAGAAAUUUUUUUCAUUUUGCUAGGGUUCUUGUGAAAAAAUCCUAACACCCCUCCCCUCCCAUAAAUUUUGUCUAUUCAAUUCCUGGCUACGACCUUGCUCAACAUUGAUGAUUGAAAAAUAGUAUUAAACAUAAUAAUUAUAUGAACCGACAGCACUGCAAUGCUAACCGUCCCGUCAUAUUUUACAGGUUAGUUCAUCUUUAAGACAAUUUUCUCAUUUAUUGAAGCGACACUUAACUAAAUAAAAAU
Messenger RNA from Chironomus riparius, 1048 nucleotides. The record is from the annotation of a GenBank genome assembly. NCBI's taxonomy places the organism in Eukaryota, Metazoa, Arthropoda, Insecta, Diptera, Chironomidae.